CUGAUUCUGACUGGGAGCUGAGAAAAUACAUAUAGCCUAGUAUUAAUGAUUUGGUUAAUGAUAUUCGUAACAUAACAAUGGGAGAUGAGGAAACGAUCGCACUUCAGUCGGAACUGGAGGCUGUGGAGAAGCAGAUCCAGGAUCUACUAGAGAAGCAGACACGGCUGCGAGAACGAAAAACGGCGCUGGAAACAUCCAGAGCUGACGCUCGCAAAUCCGCGGUACCUGCGAUCCUGAAGGACGAUGCUAACGUCGGAGCUGUCGUGCUGCACACGGGGGUGAAUGACGUCAGGAUGCGGCAGUCGGAGAUCCUGAACAGGGACUUCAGGAGUCUGAUCGAGACGGUACGCAACGCAUAACCCACGGUGAGGAUCGUCGUAUCAGGGCCGCUUCCUACCUACCGACGAGGGAAUGAAAAGUUCAGUAGACUAUUUGCUCUAAAUAAAUGGUUGAUGUCAUGGUGUAUUGAACAGAAGCUACUCUUUGUUGAUAAUUUUGAUCUGUUCUGGGAGCAACCUAGGCUCUUCCGCCCUGAUGGCCUGCAUCCCAGCAGCAUCGGAGCGGAUCUUCUGUCUGACAACAUCUCAAAGACGCUACGCGCUCGAUGACAUGACCAGCAAAUUGGGCACUAUUUUCUCUAAUAAAUUAGAAGCUGUCGCACCUAUGAAGUCAAAAAAGAUUAAUGAGAAAAACGUAGCACCAUGGUACAAUAGCACCACUCGUGCCCUUAAAAGAGAAACACGCAAACUGGAGCGCAAAUGGAAACAAACCCAAUUAGAGGUCUUUAAAAUUGUGUGGAAAGAGAGUGCAAACUGUUAUAAAAAGGCACUAAAAGCAGCAAAGGCUGAGCACCUCCGUAACCUCAUAGAAACUAACAAAAACAAUCCAAGGUUUUUAUUUAGUACACUUGCUAAACUAACAAAUAAACAGACUUCACCUGACCUGGGUAUUCCGCCGCACCUUGGUAGCAAUGAUUUCAUGAAUUUUUUUACAGAGAAAAUCGAAAACAUACGAGACAAAAUAGUAAAAACUCAACCUCCAAGUCUGUCCUAUAAAUUAGUACCAACCAUCGCCCCAAAAGAAAGGCUACAGUGUUUUUCACCUAUAAAACAGGAAGAUUUAAUUAAACUUAUUGCAAUAUCUAAACCUACAACUUGCUUAUUAGACCCCAUACAGUAGUGUCCACUCAGUUGCUCUUUCUUACAAAAUAAUGACAUACACGAAAAAUUCCAGUCAGGCUUUAGACCGCAUCAUAGUACUGAAACUGCGCUCGUUAAAAUUACAAACGACCUGCUUAUAGCAUCAGAUAAAGGUAACAUCUCACUCCUAGUCCUGCUUGACCUUAGUGCUGCGUUCGAUACUGUAGACCAUAAAAUACUUCUAGAUCGCUUACACAAUUAUACCGGUAUUCAGGGACAGGCAGUACAAUGGUUCAGAUCUUAUUUAUCAGACUGACAUCAAUUUGUCCAUUUAAAUGGGGAAUCAUCAAAUCUAACGCAAGUAAAUUAUGGAUUACCUCAGGGAUCGGUUUUAGGACCCUUGCUAUUCUCCAUAUACAUGCUGCCCCUUGGAAACAUUAUUAGAAAACACCCAGGACACCCAUUAGCCCCAAGGACAGGCUUUCUGUUACACUUCGGUUCUUGGCAACAGGUUUGCACAAAAAUCUAUUCACAAAUUGAGACCCCCUUUCUCUGUACUCUCCUUUCACCUAGGACAUUGACAUUACGCAUCAUUUAUCCAUCUGUACAUCCCAGCAUUACUAUUGUAAGGAUGAGUUCCCUUUCUGUCGGUCUCUCAACGUUGUUUUAAACCGACAGAUGGGGUUCGUCCUUGAGAACCAAUCGCUUCCGACUACUUAGAAAAGGCCAAUGAAAGUUGGCCAAUGAAAUUUGCAUGCCGGACUCCGCCCCCGGAUAUCCGGGUAUAAAAGGGAGACGGCGUGCCUCAUUCAUUCACCUUUUGUUCUUCGGAGCCUUCGCUUAUGAAGUACAAAGACUCGCUACUACUUAGCAACAACAGACUGCCGGUUCUACGACGUGGUGCAGCGGACUGUCCCUUCCUGCGGCGACUUCCCCUGGGCGUCUCAGAGGUUCCAGAGGUGUUCGAGCAUUCUAAAAGAGCAAAUUUCUCCAGCGUGGCAUGUCCCGCUGUUCUCGUGGGUGCGGUGUCCUCAUCGAGGAGGGGGAUGGACAUGAUGUCUGCCUCAAGUGUUUGGGUCUCCAGCACGCUGAGGCAGCCUUCGUUGACUCAUCUUGCCCGCACUGCGGGCGGAUGGUCAUUGAGACGUUGCGGUCACGGGUGGCUGUCUUCUCUCAAGGACCAGCCACCACCUCGCAUGCUUCCCGGGCCGUGACGAGAAUGGCUAAGGCCAUACCGUCCGCCAAGGCGUGCGGCGAGGGUGAUAUGGGGACCACUGCGAGCAUAAAUCCGUCAGCCAAGCGCUCGCGGACCGCUCGCACCCCGUCUCGCUCGCCUCACUGUUCCCUAGCAAACGGUACCACACCGUCUGCAUCCUCAUUCACGCAUUCAGACACGAUGCGUGAAGAAGAUGAGGUGACUAUCGCAGCAUCGGAGAGCGAUUUGCUGGCAUCUGAUCCCGACGAUUCCUUGCAGCUCCCUCCCACGGGGGGUCGAGCUCAGGAAGAGGCGGAUUUUGAGAUGUCGGCCAUGCUUUCCCGGGCCUCCGUGAGCAUUGGGUUAGAAUGCACUCCGGUGCCUCUCCCCCAGCGCUCGCGGCUGGAUACAUGGUUCUUGGGCUCUGAGCGCGACUCCAAGCCGCGCCCCACCCCGGUUCCGUUCUUCCCGGAGGUGCAUGAGGAACUGACGAAGACGUGGAACGCACCUUUUUCGGCUCGUACACGUCAAACCAGUUCCGUCGCUCUUUCUUCCCUCGAUGGUGGGGCAGCUAGGGGUUACGUCGACGUGCCCCAGGUGGAACGUGCAGUCACGGUGCACCUGUGCCCACAGGCGGCGUCCACCUGGAGAGGUUGACCGAAACUCCCAUCCAAAGCGUGUAGGACUUCGGCAUCACUGGUGUCAAAGGCCUAAGCUGCUGGG
Molecule: messenger RNA, 3057 nt
Organism: Triplophysa rosa
Lineage: Eukaryota; Metazoa; Chordata; Actinopteri; Cypriniformes; Nemacheilidae
Exons: 3
Coding region: 2140-2991 (283 amino acids)
Source: RefSeq, a predicted model, not a curated record